UCGGGGAAAAUAAUCUGGGAAUCAAUGUUUUCAGCUCUGCUUCUAUCUAUCAAAACCCUCAUGAUUACUCUGUCUUCAUCUCCUGCCUGGGAAGAGCUUGAAACACUCUUACUCCAGAAUCUCUUGCAUCCCCACUUCUUGUGCUGGCAGAUAGUCAUGGAACUCUGGUGCUUCUGGGUUCGUCAUGCCACAGAGGAUAUGGUGGCCAAUAUGAUCGAUAAACUCUGUGUAUUCAUGAUAUCAAUGUCAACAUCAGAAGCGCCUCUUUGUCCUGAUUCCGUUCUCAGAAGAACUGCAAAGUCCAUCUGCUUUCUUCUCACUCACAGUCCCAAAUCUUCAACAGCUCGAGUCUACAAAAACAUCUCCACUGAGAGCAGAUCUGAAUCGGCACCAGAUGCAUAUCUAGCCUUGCUGUUAGAAGGCUUUCCGCUAAAUUUCCUUCCAGACAGAAUGAAAAGCGAUGCCAAAAAACAGAUCGUUGCAGAUUUCUUUCAUUUCAUUGAGAAUUUCAACGAAUCAAAUCCCUCCAGAUACUCUGUUCAGGGAGGUCCAGUUUUUGCCCUAUCUGCUUGCCUUGGGAUACUGAAGAUAAGCAUACCAGAGAUCGACUUCAGAACUCUGAAAUUUGUUGUUGCUCUCAUUCAAAAGCACAGAAUCUCCAAAGACGAAAUGACAAGGGAUCGUUACACUGACAUUCUCAGCGAAACACUAUCAAUCAUCUCAAGAAGCGAGCAGCUAUACACCUGCCAAGAGAUGGAUAAUGUCAUAACAGAGCUUCAAAGGCUUUUCAUUGCAGAAACUGAUAAUCAUCAUCGUCAUCAACAUCUCCAUAAAUUGAACCCAAGCCUUGCUCUCUUCUUGUCAGGACUUGGCACAUACGCGAUGUCUGGAACCGAAACCUGUCCAAAGAGCCGUGCGGUCUGGGAACUCUACCAUUUGCUUCUCAGGAAACGCCACUGGGCUUUGGUACACCACGCGGUUACUGCGUUUGGUUAUUUCUGCCCGCGUACUAGCUGUGCCCAGCUAUGGAGAUUCGUACCUGAAGACGCUGCUUUAGCUUUCGAUAUAGCUUCUGGAAAAGAAGCAAAAACAGAGCGGUUCAUGUCGGAACUAAAGAUGUUUUUGGACAAAGAACAAGCGCUUCUCUCGACCACGCCUUCACAAGAGGAACUCGAGAUGCUUUCGAAAGAAGGCACGCAGGUCAAAGCAACAGUGCAGAAGCUUCUAGAAGGAAGAAAGCAGCAGAGAUCAUUGGAAGUAGAGAAACAAUCGAACAAGAGAAGGAAACUUCCAGAAGGAAUAUGCAGAGGAGUGGAGUUAUUGCAGAAGGGAAUGAAGAGGAUCAACGAAGGUUUAAGUGAGAUGAGUUCAGAUGAGAGUCAAGACUUUCAAAAGAGUUUACUGAAUCAGUUUUCAUGUCUUGAAGAUUUGGUGUCUCAUUUGGUAAGCCUCGCUGCUUCCGAGUAAGAUAUAUACUUUGUUACUCCUGAAUACUGUUAGUCGAUACUUCGAUUGUGCACUAGCAAAAGGUGAUCAAACUAAAGAUGUGUUAAGAAAAAACAAAUCAAAUAUUAGCAAAUGGGCUGUCAGCAUUACAAAUUAUUAUGUUUUCAACCGAUAAUUCAGUUGUUAGAUUCUAAGUA
This is a messenger RNA of Raphanus sativus (radish), 1643 nucleotides long. RefSeq lists its product as uncharacterized. The record is from RefSeq and is a predicted model, not a curated record. The transcript has 2 exons. NCBI's taxonomy places the organism in Eukaryota, Viridiplantae, Streptophyta, Magnoliopsida, Brassicales, Brassicaceae. The annotation marks the transcript as partial.